AUGAUCCAUUCUGCGGAGGGGGACGUCAGUCCGCAGAGGCUUCUCCGCGGAGUGAUGUGUUUCCUCCGCGGAAUGCUUAUAAUCCAACAUGCAGCCUCCGCGAUGCAAUCCACACCAAAAUUGAAGAAAAUCACCAAAGCAAAGAAAAAAAAAGUGGUGAAGCGUCCUGAAAAAGCAAAUGAAGCCAUUGUGAAUGAAGAGAGUAAUGAUGUUUCAAAUCAUCUCCUGCUCGACAGUGUUGAAGCUGGCAGUUCUAUUCCCCAUAAACGUUCCUCAUGCCCAUUGGUUUUUGGCAGUGCUACAUUUAGAUAUUUGGGGAAAGUACACAUUUAUGAUUCAGCACGAUGUAUGAAUUACUUCACAACGUACUUGACUGGUGGAGAAUUCAAAAGUUUUAGGGAUAGUAUAAUCGAAGAGCUAGAUGCGAUUGACUACUGGAAGGAUUUCCCCGAUGGACACAAAGACAACGCAGUUGUGGAGUUUAUUGAUAUUGUAGACGCGCCACAACAAGAAUAUAUUACUAAUAGAGGGGAUUGUGGAGUAUUCGUAAGCAUGUAUAUGGAAAUGAUUGCUUCGGGGGUACCGGUGAAGAGUGAUAAGCCAUGUAGAGAUGCGGGAUUUCUCUACAGAAAUAGGAUGACAAAUAUUAUUUGGGAUACUAAAUAA
This is a messenger RNA of Lactuca virosa, 666 nucleotides long. The record is from the annotation of a GenBank genome assembly. NCBI's taxonomy places the organism in Eukaryota, Viridiplantae, Streptophyta, Magnoliopsida, Asterales, Asteraceae.